UAUAGACUGAGGAUCUGGUCCUAAACCAUCAUCAACAUCAGAAGACAUCAUGGGGUCCAGCCCAUCAUCUUAUGCCCCUAAAACUCUUUAUCUGGAUGCAGAUGGAAAGGUUCAAAAGGUAAUUUUCAGUCGACACUGUAGCCCAUGUGACAUCAGAGAACUUCUUUGUUCAUCAUGCAGUAUUGCCAGAAACACUGCCAUACUUUUGGUUGACAUGGAAGGAGCACUGAUAUCUAUCGACCCUACCAUGCCUACAAACACUCCAAACAACUUGUAUAAGGUUGUGCCCCAUUGCACAAGCCAAGGAGGAGAGAAGGAAGACAUGUUUCAGAACGUUCUGUCACAAGUGGCUGAGCAAUUCAGCAGGGCCUUCAGGAUUAAUGGGCUGAAGAUGGAGGUGACCACGAGAUUGGCCAAGCUGGAGAGGAGAGUGGAAUUGGAGGGGCUGAAAGUUGUGGAGAUUGAGAAGUGUAAAAAUGAUCUGAAGAAACUAAGUGAUGAAAUUUCUUCUAGAGCAAGAGUGAGAGUGAACUGCAACUGCAAAUACAACUUUACCGAUGAUGAUAAAAAACAGUCUCCCAGGCGAGAUGUUCCAAGCUACCCAAAGUACACACUUUCUCAGGAAACUAUAGAGGCUCUGAAAAAGCCCACCUUUGAUGUUUGGCAUUGGGAACACAAUGAGAUGCUUAGCUGUUUGGAGUAUAUGUAUCAUGACCUUGGACUGGUUAAGGAGUUCAACAUUAACCCCAUAACUCUCAAAAGAUGGCUGCUGGGAAUUCAAGAAAAUUACCGCAACAACCCUUUCCACAACUUCCGCCAUUGCUUCUGUGUAAGCCAGAUGAUGUACGGAAUGAUUCAUUUGUGUAACCUUCAGGAGAGGCUGACUGUGACAGACAUGUGUGUUCUGAUGACUGCAGCAGUGUGUCAUGACCUGGAUCACCCGGGAUACAACAACACGUACCAGAUCAAUGCUCGCACUAACCUGGCAGUGCGCUAUAAUGACAUCUCUCCACUGGAGAACCAUCAUUGUGCUGUGGCCUUCCAGAUCCUCUCAAUGCCCGAGUGCAACAUAUUCGCCAACGUAGAGCCAGACACCUUCAAACAGAUACGACAGGCAAUUAUUACUCUUAUUUUGGCGACGGAUAUGGCCAGACAUGGAGAGAUACUGGACUCCUUCAAACAGAGAGUGGACAACUUUGACUUUACCAAUGAGGAGCAUGUCAAAUGUCUGAAGAUGGUCUUGAUCAAGUGUUGUGACAUCUCCAAUGAGGUCAGACCUACUGAUGUGGCAGAGCCAUGGGUGGACUGUCUACUGGAGGAGUACUUUAUGCAGAGUGAUCAAGAAAAGUCGGAAGGUCUUCCUGUUGCUCCAUUUAUGGAUCGUGACAAAGUCACCAAACCAACGGCACAGAUUGGCUUCAUUAAAUUCAUCCUCAUCCCAAUGUUUGAGACUGUCAUGAAGCUCUUUCCUCAGAUCGAGGAGAUCAUGGUUCAGCCUUUGAGGGACUCUCGUGAUCAUUAUGAAGAGCUAAAGCAGAUGGAUGAUGCCAUGUCAGAGGUAAAAAAGAAAACAGAGAGCAUGUCUUUAGGUGGAAAGAAGAAAUAGACAACAUGCUUCAUUUAUGAAUCUCAGGCUGGUCCAGCACCCAGUUUCCUGAAACUGAGGACUAGAGCUGUUUGGGCUCUCCAAGCACCCUGUUUUGAAGGAGAGUUUUGGACCCCUUCUGUGUACUGAGGCUUGAAGAACAUCCAGAAGAGGAGAACACCGGUAGUCAGGAGAGGGGUCAAGAUAACAGACUGUUUCUUUUGGUGGUCUAAUUGUUCUUCACAGAUAUGUUUGCGGCAUUGAAAUGGAGUGCUUGGCCCUCUUUUUUUUUUGUUUUUUUUUUUGUUUUUUUGGUCAAAGGCUAGACUCCAAUAAACAGUUAAUAGUGGCAUUAUGACAUACUGUUUUAUACAUUUUUAUUUAUUGUUUUUAACUUAGUAUUGAGUGAGCUUUGCAGAAACUGAUUUUUCCAAAGUGCUGUUUAAUUGCAUUCUAAACAAUUGCAUUAGCAUUCAGCAGUUAUUGAUCGAAUGUACUAAAAUGUCAUAAGUAAUUAAUUCAGAAAACAUAUUACCAUGAGAAGAAAUCAAUAACAUUAAUCUUGAAAUAUUUUAAAGUUGAUAUUGUGAUGUAUGAUAUUUGAGAAGAAUGUGAGAGUUAUCAGCUUUUCAAGCCAUAAAAAAUGUAUAUCUGGAUGAGAAUAUUUAAAAGAAAUGGUUAUUGCCCACUGAUAUAUAUCAAUGUUAUUGCCUAAUUUAAUGCUAAAAUACCCUUGUCCUGAGAACACAUAUCAGUCUUUCAGUUAAAAUCAACCUUUUUUACAUUGUUGACCCCCAUCAUAAAGUAUGCCAGUGUGGUUUUAUUGUGUUCACUUGUUUGUCCAAUUGCAAUUACAAAAUAUGAUGAUACUGGAGUAUUUCACCAAAAAAUUCUAAUUUAAGACCAGAAUACAAAACCACUGCUCACUGUAAACCCUGAUGUUGUCAUUACUGGUCAAAUUAUAUUGUCUUAACUAAAAAUUACUUAAAAUGUCAAGUUUUGGGCUCAUAACUCAAAUAUCUAAGUUCCUUUAACUUAUUUUUCUUAAAAAUCCAUAGACUUAGGAUUUUACUAAAUUGAGGCUGUAGGGAACAACCAUAAUCCCUUGUGCUUGAACAAUUUAAUUAUGUUUCCUUGGUCAAAGGGAACUUAUGGAAACAUUUAAAUAUUAUAAAGACUUCAUUGAGGUUUUAGCUCUUUUGCAGUAUUAUUUAUGUUAUUUUGUUGUAACUGGUUGUUUCAUGUAAUGUCACCAUCUGUGUCCCUUUUGGUCAAGUUGGACCCUGUUAACACUAUCUCAGUUUUUCUUGUACAUGUGCAACUGAAGAACAGGUGUCUAUGCAUUUCAGUGGAGAAAUAAAUUAAUUUGAUGA
Myxocyprinus asiaticus (Chinese sucker) is the source of this 2958-nucleotide messenger RNA. RefSeq names its product phosphodiesterase 9ab (gene pde9ab). Gene Ontology annotation, biological process: cGMP catabolic process. The coding region runs from base 50 to 1606 and encodes 518 amino acids. Gene Ontology annotation, molecular function: 3',5'-cyclic-GMP phosphodiesterase activity. NCBI's taxonomy places the organism in Eukaryota, Metazoa, Chordata, Actinopteri, Cypriniformes, Catostomidae. The transcript is spliced from 19 exons. The record is from RefSeq and is a predicted model, not a curated record.